AUGCCGCCGCGUAUAAAUAUCCCCCCCGUCACCCGCGUGCUCCUCGUUAGCCUCAUUGCUCAGUCGGCCCUCGGCGCCGCAAUUCGCUACCGACAAUGGAGCGAGACGGCUAGCAUCGUCAUUCCCUAUCUGACGCUCAUCCCCCAGCUGUCGCUCGUCUACCCCUGGACCCUCGUCACCACCACCCUCGUUGAGAGCAACAUCUUUACCCUCGCCAUUGCCUGCUUUACCCUCUACCAGGGCGGCCGCUACCUCGAGCGCGCCUGGUCUUCGGCUGACCUUGCCAAGUUCAUCCUCGUCGUCUCCCUGGUCCCCAACAUCCUGACCUUCGGCACCAUGGUCUUUUUCUUUACGCUCACGCGCAACGAGCGCUGGACUCUCUGCACCAUUGCCGGCACCAUUCCGCUGCAAAUCUCAUUCCUCGUCGCCUUUAGCCAGCUCGUGCCCGCCCACACCGUUACCCUAUUCCGCGGCGUCGUCUCCCUGCGCGUUAUGCGCACCCCGAUCCUCUAUAUUGGUCUCGUCGCCGUCCUUGGCCUCACCCCGCUGCUCUCCCGCGCAGCCGUUUGGCAGGCAAUGUAUGGCUUCCUCGCCAGCUGGACCUACCUGCGCUUCUACAAGACCGUCUUCCCCGACCUCGACGCCUCCCAGCCUACCUCGCUCCGCGGCGACGCCUCCGAGACCUUUGCCUUUGCCGAGUUCUUUCCCGCUCCCGCCAAACCCGUCGUCUCCGCAGUCUCCAACCAAGUCUUUGACGUGCUCGUCGCCGUGCGUCUCUGCACGCCCUUUUCUGCGACCGAUGUGCUGCAACGCCGGGGUGGCGGCGGCGGCAGCGGCGGAGCCCCCGGUGGUGCGCGUGCUGAGGCCGAGCGACGCAGAGCCAUUGCCCUGCGCGCUCUGGAUCAGCGUUUGAAUGCGGCCAGCAAUGCUGCCGGCAAGCAGGCGCCGCAACCCGCUUCCCAGACGGCCGGCCCACCUGUCCAUACGCAGCCCCAGACGACACAGGCGGCCAUGACGACGGAGGGUCAGGUGCUCGGCGAGACCAAGUUUGAGCCCGAAAGCGACAGCAGCAAGAGCUAG
Beauveria bassiana ARSEF 2860 is the source of this 1080-nucleotide messenger RNA. Its product is annotated as eukaryotic integral membrane protein. The coding region runs from base 1 to 1080 and encodes 359 amino acids. The record is from RefSeq and is a predicted model, not a curated record. Lineage: Eukaryota; Fungi; Ascomycota; Sordariomycetes; Hypocreales; Cordycipitaceae. Gene Ontology annotation, biological process: retrograde vesicle-mediated transport, Golgi to endoplasmic reticulum. The transcript is spliced from 2 exons. Gene Ontology annotation, cellular component: Golgi apparatus; membrane.